ACCCGUCUCCUGCGUGGCGUCACCUUCCGUCCUUCUCGGCAUAUGCCCGUGGGCGCCCGCCCCAAGCCCCCAAUCGAUCCGAUCUAUCUGAACUCCAUUAGAAAAAUCUUUCUAGCUCUCAGAAAACCCGCCUCUUCCCAUUUCGUCUCCUCCAAGCGAGCGCCCGAUUCGAUCGCUCGCAUCUCCUCUGACUCGAUCGGCUGCGGCGGUGGAGGAGGGAGGGAGAUGAGGAAGCGGGAGCGGGAGAACCCGUGCGGGAUCUGCGGGCACUACCACAAGUACGAGGAGGGGGAGGUGUGCGGGGUGUGCGGCCACCGCCCGCCCGUGGCGGCGGCGGCGGGGCCGAGGCAGCAGGGCUCCGCGUUCCCGUCCGAGAUCCUCAAGGAGUUCCUCUUCCUCGGCAGCUACGACAACGCCUCCCGCUCCGAGCUCCUCAAGACCAUCGGCGUCUCCCACAUCCUCAAUACGGUACCUUUAUGCCAAAAUCUUUACCGGAAUUCAUUCACUUAUCACUGCCUUCAAGAUGACAAGACUCUGCAGUUUGAUGAUGCAAUCCAGUUUCUAGAACAAUGUGAAAGGGAGAAAGCGCGUGUCCUGGUUCAUUGUAUGUCAGGGAAAAGUAGGUCAGCAGCGUUUGUAAUAGCCUUCUUGAUGAAGUCCAGAGGGUGGAGACUGGUGCAGUGUUUUCAGUGGGUGAAAGAGCGGAGACCACAAGUGCAACUAUCUGAUGCUGCACAGCAGCAGCUGAUGGAGUAUGAAAAGAAGCUUUUUGGUUCCAAUGCAAGCAUGCCAAUUCAAUCUUUUGCUCCAACAGAUUCGUUCCCUUCUGUUGGAUUUGGUUUCCCAAAACUAGCAGGCGACGUCCAAGUGCCUACCUUCAACCAGCAGUCUCCGGCAUCCAUCUUUGAGCGUGUCAGCCCGAACAACAUCCCUAGUAAUUUCACAUUCGGAGCUGAAAGAACUAAUGAAGUGAAACUCCCAGAUAGCAAUAAUUUUGAUGUGAUCAACUCAUCUGGGAGCGAUAGCAUGAUGGAUAGCUCCUAAGAUGUUUUUGCUUGAGCCAAUGCCAUUGAUACAAAAAAGGAAAAAAAAAACUCAGAUUCUCAGGAUGUUUUAGAUUUCUGAGAAGGAAUUUUGCAUUUUUGUACAAUGAUGUUACAGUAUGUGCAAGCAUUUUGACCUUUGCUAUUGUGCUUUUUGACAAACAUGUAUGUGCUUUAUGGAACUUUUCAGAUGUAAUUCAAUUGUAAUAGAAAUUACGCUGGAAGUUUCACUAAGAGCUACACACGUGCUUGUCAAAAUGUACAGAUUUGUCGAUCUUGAAGUAGAAUUCAAAAUGUAUACAGGGUGGUUGCCAUUAUCCAGAGUACAUAACCUGUAGCAUUCGGUCAAAUUACUGUGCACGGCUGCAACCUGCCCCGAGAUAUCUUGACAGUGAACACACGGAUUCAUGUUUGAGAAUUGUUGGCAAAACUUGAAUGCCUCGCAGAGUUGCUUGCCUUCC
Messenger RNA from Phragmites australis (common reed), 1504 nucleotides. RefSeq names its product protein-tyrosine-phosphatase IBR5-like. Gene Ontology annotation, cellular component: nucleus. Lineage: Eukaryota; Viridiplantae; Streptophyta; Magnoliopsida; Poales; Poaceae. The record is from RefSeq and is a predicted model, not a curated record. Gene Ontology annotation, molecular function: protein tyrosine/serine/threonine phosphatase activity; MAP kinase phosphatase activity. The transcript is spliced from 5 exons. Gene Ontology annotation, biological process: auxin-activated signaling pathway; protein dephosphorylation; negative regulation of MAP kinase activity. Bases 43 to 1044 code for a protein of 333 amino acids.